This is a messenger RNA of Lottia gigantea (owl limpet), 1227 nucleotides long. RefSeq lists its product as hypothetical. The coding region runs from base 1 to 1227 and encodes 408 amino acids. Lineage: Eukaryota; Metazoa; Mollusca; Gastropoda; Lottiidae. The record is from RefSeq and is a predicted model, not a curated record. The transcript has 2 exons.
AUGGCGAACAAGUUUGGAUUAGGUUCUUUAUCUUUAGAAACUAAAAAACCUAACACUACAGCGUGGAUAAAUAAAGCGAAACCUUACUUUGUGGAUCAAAUCGGAGACACUCUUCAAGGUGAUUUAGAUAUGAACAAUUUCAAAGUAACUAAUUUUAAGUCUCCGGAAAACGAUAAUGACGCUGUUCACAAGAAAUAUUUACGGGAACAAAUAAAUUCAAUUGAAGUAAAUAAAAACCAUUUAGAAGAUAAAAUAAGUAAUGUGAAAAGAUUCUUCAAACGUCAACUAAAUAAUAAAAAUUUUGUUAAUGAUACUAAACUACAACAAGAGAUAACCACUAUUAAUAACCUAGUUUUAAAACAGGCAAAAAAUAUAGUCUCAUUAGAAAAAAAGUAUCUCAAGGAAGAAUCAUAUUAUUUCAAUCUUCCAUUUAGAAAUUUGAGUUAUGAAGAUCUUUCUAAUAUUAAAAAAAAUGCUUCUAUUACUGAUAAUAUUGAUAGAUCAAGAGAGAAUGAAUAUAAAAAAUAUGGAUUUACAGCAAAUAUUAGAGUAUAUAAAUCUUCUAAUAGUGAUUUUCCCCAUGAUAUGUUUGAUGGUAAACUUCCAACAUAUUUUGUUUUCAAUGGAAAACUUCAAAUUGAAAUUAAUUUUCCCAUCCAGGUAAAAGUUGAUUCAAUAUUCUUCAAACAAAUCUCAUUUUCUUCUAAACAAUUUAACGCUCGUAAAGUUCUUCAGUUUAUCAAUGGUAGAGACAAUGUAGAAAUUAAAGAAUAUGAAAGUAACAACGAAAACAACAAGGUUAAUCACUUAUAUGAAAUUAAAACAAGUGGAAAAUAUAUAGAUAGGUUUAGAAUGUUAAUCAUACCAGAUAAUGAAGAUCAACUUGGAUUGAGAGAUUUUGAUAUGAUAUUGGAAACGGAAAGUCCACCAUCAGUAAGUAUUAUUAGAAAUCCAGAAACAAAAAAAGUAGAAGGAAGGCCAAUAAGUUAUCAGUUUUUACGAGCAACAGACUUUGAAUACGUAAAACUAUAUUUUGCUAAUAAUAGUUUUAUACAUCGAGACGGAAUUAUCUCUACAGCUAAUUUUUUUACCUCAAUCGAUAUUCAUAAAAGUCAAGAAGCUGAAAAUUUUAUCAUAUUUUCAUCAAUAAUUGAACGUAAUGAUGGAAUAGAAGUUAGAUUUACGAUAAGAAUCUAUAACGAAAACCAAAAUUUUCAGUUCAUCUAA